AAAGAGAGACAAAGAUAAAAGCAUGAGAGGCGCCCCUUUCUUCUUCUUCUUCUUCUUCUUCUUCUUACCUUAUUGAAGAAAACAAACAUAAUCAAUCAGCGACUAAAUGAAGGCCGCUCAGGAAACCCCAAAAUCGUCGUCCAAGAAACCAUACUCAGGGCAAAGCUCCAUUGAUGUAUUAGCUGCACAGUGUGAGAAAUGCCACAAAUGGAGGGUGAUUCAAUCUGAAGAUGAGUUUGAAGACAUCAGAAGCAAGCUCAGUGAGGAACCAUUCUACUGUAACAGAAGACCUGGUGUGUCUUGUGAAGAUCCUGCUGAUAUUGAGUACGAUUCUUCUAGGACAUGGGUUGUUGACAAGCCUAACAUGAAGAAGACACCAGAAGGGUUUAAGAGGCAUUUGGUGCUUAGAAAAGACUAUUCCAAACUGGAUACUUAUUACAUUACACCUGAGGGGAAAAAACUGAGAUCCCAAAAUGAAAUUGCCACAAUCUUGAAAGGCAAUCCCAAGUACAAUGGCAUAUCCCCUUCAGAUUUCGACUUUGGAAGCCCAAAGGUUAUGGAAGACACUAUUCCUGUGGAUGUUCCCAAGAAGGUUCCAGGUAGCAGCAACAAAAAACUUAAAACAACAAAGGACUAGAGCAAGUAGUGUAUCUUGGAAAGACGGGGGCAAAUUUUGGUUGGGAGGCCUUGCUUCGUGUAGAAAGUAUGUUUGUUUAUCUUUGUGAUGGAAUUGGGAUACCUAGCUGUUGUUAUUUGGUUUUGCAACUGUUGCUCAGUUUAUUAAUGGAGAUGGUUUGGUGUAUCCUCACAAAUGAUCCUUGUAGUGCUAUUAGAUAGAGUUUUCAUCA
Argentina anserina (silverweed cinquefoil) is the source of this 848-nucleotide messenger RNA. Its product is annotated as methyl-CpG-binding domain-containing protein 4-like. The record is from RefSeq and is a predicted model, not a curated record. Bases 107 to 637 code for a protein of 176 amino acids. Lineage: Eukaryota; Viridiplantae; Streptophyta; Magnoliopsida; Rosales; Rosaceae. Gene Ontology annotation, molecular function: DNA binding; zinc ion binding. The transcript is spliced from 2 exons.